GUUUUUCAUUGUAGAAAAGUAUUACAAGCACAACAUCAUACACUACACAACUGUAGUUUUUCUCUAUUUUUCAGUCUAUGAGUGAAUUAUGGAUGGAAAGUCACUUGAAGAGAUAACUGACACAGAUUUGUGAAGGCUGCAAGCUGUGUGAUUGCUACAUUCUAAUGAUCGGAGGUUUGAAUUCACUGACUGUGAACCAAACCACCGCCUCUCAAUAACAUUAUUAUUGUAUCAGCAAUGAAGUUCAUUACUCUUUUAAUUGUUGUAAUUUAUGCUUGUAACUGUUUGUGUGUAACUGACGAAGCAAUAGCAACAAAUGAAAUUCCACGAGAUGAACAGCGACAGAAAUCUGUGGAAUGUAGAAUAGAUGAAGAAGUAAAGCGAGAAAUUCUCGGCUAUAAGCCUGUUGUCGAUAAAAUUGUUAAUGCUGUAACCAAAGGUGAUUUCAAAGGGAAGGUUUACGAUGAAUUGGCCGCCUUUGUUGAUAAGUUUGGUUCUCGUUAUUCUGGAACUAAAAACUUGGAGGAUGCUAUCGAUUACAUGCAAUCGGUGCUCAAAAAUCAUAAUUUGGAUAACGUUCACACGGAGCCAGUUACUUUUGAUGGAUGGUUCAGAGGUGAAGAGUAUGCCACUCUUAUCAAGCCACGUUUGUAUGAGAUGAAGAUUCUGGGUCUAGGAAAUUCCAUUUCUACUCCCGGCAGUGGUAUUGUUGCAGAAGCCUUAGUGGUGAAUUCAUUCGAAGAACUUGUGGCGAAGUCAGAUCAGGUGAAAGGUAAAAUAGUGGUAUACAACGAGGCGUUCAAAUCGUACGGAGAGACGGUGAAGUACAGAUCGAUCGGCGCCAUUGAGGCGGCUCGUCACGGCGCGGUCGCCGCCCUGCUACGCUCCGUGACGCCAUACUCGCUCUACACGCCGCACACUGGAAUGAUGCACUACGACCCGAAUGUCACCCGCAUACCCUUCGCCGCCAUCACCAUCGAGGACGCCCAGAUGCUCCGCAGAAUGAGUGAACGAGGUUCAAGGCUGGAGAUCGAGCUGAAAAUGUCCAACUCGGUGGAGCAGGGCCUGAAGUCGCGCAACUCGGUGGCCGAGCUUGCCGGCAGGAAGCUCGCGGACAGAGUGGUGCUGGUGUCGGGUCACCUGGACAGCUGGGAUGUCGGCCAAGGGGCCAUGGACGAUGGUGCAGGCGCGUUCAUAUCCUGGUACAGUCUGGCUGUUCUCAACAAGCUGGGUCUCAGACCUAAACGUACCUUGAGGGCAGUUCUUUGGACUGUGGAAGAGCUUGGUCUGAUUGGCGCAAAGCAGUAUGUAAAACGUCACUACAAAGAUUUGGAUAAAUUCGAUUUGGUAAUGGAGUCUGAUGAGGGGACGUUCACACCUUUGGGCAUGGAGUUUGCUGGAUCCGAAAAUGCUGAAUGUGUUGUACAAGAGAUUCUCAAAUUGAUGGAUUCGAUAAAUGCAACGAAAUUCCAGAGGGGUAACAAAAUGGGAAUCGGAUCUGACAUUGUAGAAAUGACAAGUUUGGGUGUGCCUGGUGCUAGUUUACUGAAUCAGAACGAUAAGUACUUCUAUUAUCAUCAUACCAAUGCUGAUACCAUGACAGUAGAAGAUCCAGAUUCGCUUGAUAAGUGCCUGGCUUUAUGGGCAGCGUUUUCCUACGUUGUGGCCGAUUUGAACAAAAAUUUCAAAGACUUUUAGUAAGCUACGAUGCUGUUUGCUCAACAUCCAGUACUCUCAACGUUUCACAGGUGCAAACUCGGUUGGGCUCAUCUGAAAUUGCAAUGAUAAGACAACAUUAAUUGAGGAGAGAUAAGACUAGGAAAUAAAGCUAUUUUAUGAACAAAUCAAAGAUCAAAUACACUGUUGUGCUCCGUCAUAAUCGUUUCAGCAAUCUCUCUUAAUGAAAUAUUUGUCUCAUAUUCUGAUCAAAUAGUAAUCAGUCCAUAAUAAUAUGGAUUUAUUUAUAAAUACAACUAAUGUACCUAUAUUUGAAUAUACUGUAUGUAACAUAUUUUAUAUUGUGAUAUAUGUAUAAAAUAUUUAUUCUUUAUUGA
This is a messenger RNA of Nilaparvata lugens (brown planthopper), 2054 nucleotides long. RefSeq names its product carboxypeptidase Q. Lineage: Eukaryota; Metazoa; Arthropoda; Insecta; Hemiptera; Delphacidae. The transcript has 7 exons. Bases 238 to 1698 code for a protein of 486 amino acids. Gene Ontology annotation, molecular function: metallodipeptidase activity. Gene Ontology annotation, biological process: peptide catabolic process; proteolysis. The record is from RefSeq and is a predicted model, not a curated record.